AUGGCAGAAUCGAUCAUUGAAGACGAUAAUAACGAAAACAUUUGAAGAGGAAAAUCCUAUAGUAUACUUCACGCGGGUGGGCGCAAAGGUUUUGUUCCCAAUUGCCUAAAAGUGGUCUGCAAUGAGACGUUUACUGCGGACAAAUUUGAACAGUGGCUUAAAGAGCAAUUGUUACCAAAUCUUAAAAAGCCUACUGUUAUUGUCUUCGAUAACGCGGCUAUUCAUGGACGCUAUACCAAAGCGU
Medioppia subpectinata is the source of this 244-nucleotide messenger RNA. The record is from the annotation of a GenBank genome assembly. Lineage: Eukaryota; Metazoa; Arthropoda; Arachnida; Sarcoptiformes; Oppiidae.